AUGGCAAGAGGAAAGUCCGACUUCGCUGCUGCCAAGCCCGACAAGUCCUUCUUCCAGGAGAAGGCCAAGGUCGCAGCUCCCACCCAGAUCACUGACAAGCCGUCCACUGGACCCGCGCCUGUGAAGGUAGCCCCGGUCUCAAUGGUCACCGGCUAUGCCAAUGCCGCGAAUUCUGGCCUGGCUCAGACCUCGCACAUCAACACCCUCACGGUGUGGAAGCAAAAUGCGGCUCGCUCACAGGUUGCUCAGCCUACCGUGAGUCACCCCGGUUCCUUCGCCAACGUCGCCGCCGGUCCCGCUCCAGGUUCCAUUCCUGCAUUCUGGAAGGUCCAGGAGCCUAAGAAGAAGUCGAACGCCCGCAAGACUUCGUCAUCGUCAAACUCCGCGAAGUCGUUGGCCUCGAUGAACUCAUCGCAGACUUCGGCGCCCCUGAUUUCGCCCAAGGGGCCAAAGCCCGUCCCCGCCAACAACAAGAAGCCUUCUUGGCCAUUCACGCUCACGAUGGUGGCUCCCAAGGGCGUGCCAGCUCCACGUGAGCCUUCGAAAUCCACUCAGCCGUCCGAUGAUUUCAUGACGGCUGCUGCUCUUCGCGAGAUUGAUGACGCCAAGGUUCUGAAUAGCGCUGCUUUCGGUUGCGCGAAGAAGACUCAGGAGUCGCGUCGCUCUACGACUUCCUCAAGCUCAGUGAGUUCGCCUGAAGCUGCGAAGCCUAUCAAGGCCAUCGAGCAGCCCGAGGCCACCCCUGCUCCUGCUCCGUAUCGCGAGAAGUCGAAGGCUACAACGCCCUCCAAGUCCGUGAAGAAGCCUACUUCACCGACGAAGAAGUCCUCAGCGAACAAUGGGCCUUCGAUCAAGCUUGCGGGUAACGGUGGUGCAGCUCAUCUGUUGGCUCCUAUCUUGCCUGCAUCCUCUUCACAGCCUGCUAAGGCCACUGCCAUUACCAAGAAGUCAUACUCUGAUAUGGUUGCCACCGUUUCAUCUGCUCCGAGCGACAAGGCUGAGAAAGAGGCCAAUGCUCUCGCAGCCCAGCCGAAGACCACGCAGCAGCUCGUUGCGACUGAGAAGAAGUCUCAGCGCAAGAACAAGAAGGGUGUAAAGAGCACGGAUACUGCGGCUACCCUUCCCAUUUCAACCCCGAAGACCGCUGAUUUCCCCAAGAAGACUGACCACAAGAAGGUCGAUGUGAAGGACGCGACUCACACCAAGGUCGACGUCACCAACACAUUGAAGAAUGGCGACAAGUCCACUCCUGUUGCAACACCCGCCGUUGCUUCAAACGUUGGAUCAGUCUCCGUCUCGGCUGAGACCACUCAGCUGGCUAAUGAUGUCUCCACUCCCACCUUGGAUGACGCCGUUCUGGAUGAUUUUGCACAAGAUGCGGCUGCGCAGUCUGACGCGCAAGACGCCUCUGCGACCCUCAAGAAGGCUCGCAAGAACAAGAAGUCUGGCGCCCAGCGCAAGAAGGAGAAGAAGGUCCGCACUCCUGAGGAAGCCGCCUCUAUUGCCGCGGCCAAGGCCGCUGCAGCUCGCGUACAGAAGAUUCCGCAGCAGAUCGCCAUCAUCAAGGGCCUUGCUGAGAGCGAUGCGGCUGACCGGGAACUACCGAUGGACGUCUACGAUCUCCAAGACAUUGCAGACCGGGACGAAGAGGAUGUAAUGGCGUUAAACAAGCAGCGUGCUGAGGAGUCGCUGCGAAAGUCACUUCAUGCGAACGCGGCAAAGCCUGACGGCGAGCGUGUGAUGAUCAAGAACCUCCCAUCGUACAUGUGGUACUUUGACGCCUGCGCGCAGCCCAUCCUUCAAGGCCGUGCUGCGAAGAUCCUGAAGGUCAUGAACGCAACUUCUCUAAAGGCCACUGCCAAGCAGAUGCAGAUGGCCAAGGAGAAGGAUAUGAAGAUGAAGUUGGCCAUUGCAGACGACCAGGUGCCCAAGACCUGGAAUUCUAUCCUGCCCGAGAACGGCUUCAACUUCGGCACCUCUUCGCUUUCUGGUCAUUCGAUUGUCUCCGUCCUGUCUCCAGUAGCUGCGAGCUACGAUUUCGGCAACGCUACAGACACCCCCAUCGUGUUUGGUGCGUCCACCGCCUUGCCUGAGAUCGAGAAGCUGGAACCCACCAAGCUGGAGACUAUCGAGCUUGAGGUCACUGAGUCGGAGAGCAUUGAUCUAGAGAGCACUGAGUUGGACGUCAGCAAGUCCACCGCUUCCAUCGUCCAAGUCAUCGAAACCUCAGAGUCUGAUGACACCACGACCGACACCGACACCUCCCUGGCUUCUGAAGAAGAGUCGUCACCCAUCGACGACGAGUCCAAGCCCGUCGCAAUUCAGGAUAAGAUUUUCGAGCCCCUUGCCGCCACCACUGAGAACCUGGGCUCUUUCAAGACUGGCACUGCGUUGGUCCUAGCUGUGGCCGACGAGGAGUCGUACGCCGAGUCCAAGAUCAAUGAGCCUUACAUGGCAGUGGCGAUCUACCACGGCUUUGGUCUCCCAGUGGUUGCUUCUGCACCACCGGCUUCUCCUGAUAAGAUUGCUCUGGAGAUGCCCCAGAUCGCCCUCACCACCGAAGAUCUGAAGGCCUUUGCCCCAGCCCUUCCGCGUCCUGUCUUCGGACCCUUUUUCGCUCGCAAGACCGUUAUGGACAUCCCUCUUCAAGACUCCGCGAUUCGACUUGUAGCCUACAUUGGCACCCUUCGACACGUUCCGGAUGGUCUCCCUGCAAAUUUCCAUCGCUCCGCCACUCCCGCUCACGAGCCCGCUCAGCUCGAGCGUACCGUGACGGUUUACACCGCACCGCAGGCCGUCCCCAUUGUUCGCCGCCCCGACAAUCCCCACCGCAUCAUCAACACGCAAAUCGGCAUCGUGAUGCUCGGCGAGUUCCUGCGCCAACUCCACAGCCCCGUCGCACCCACCUACACCAUCAUGGAGCUCGUUGAGGCAUUCCUGGCGAUGUCGAACUUCGAGCGUGUCUUUCUCGAUGUUGGCGCGGCGCAUCCGUACUCGGCGAUUCAGGUGCGCAACUACAAGCAUUUGCAGAGCCGUGUCAUGAUCGGCAGCAUUAAGUUGUGCGACUUCCUGGCGGCGAUGAAGCUGAACGAUGAUGGUGACGUGACGCUACGAGCGCUGGUGAAUGGAUGGGAGGCUUGUGCCGUCGAGGAUGUGAAGGCGGAGGACUUGCACAUGCAGGUCAAGGAGGCCAUUGAGGAGGCCAAUGAGGAGGAGUUGUGA
Messenger RNA from Parastagonospora nodorum SN15, 3222 nucleotides. RefSeq lists its product as hypothetical. The record is from RefSeq and is a predicted model, not a curated record. The coding region runs from base 1 to 3222 and encodes 1073 amino acids. NCBI's taxonomy places the organism in Eukaryota, Fungi, Ascomycota, Dothideomycetes, Pleosporales, Phaeosphaeriaceae. The transcript has 2 exons.